UCAGCUCCUGGGCUUUUUUUAUGCUACUUUAGAGGCUUCAUGUGGGCUUGGUGCUAAGGAGUUGACUCUGACCUCAAAUUCUUUGAUAGACAAUCUGUCAGCUUGGAAAUUCCAGGAGAGUGGAAGAAAGAGGAUACAGUGCCGCUGCACGGUGUCUUUUCAUGCACCUAUAUCGGCAUUUCAGCUGCUUGCUCCUCUCUUUUAUAGCUGUUAGGUGCCUGGAAUCGAAGGGGGUGGUUUUUAUUGGGUUCUUACGAUUUAUGCCUUCUUUUCCAGGGGUUUGCCGCCGCCGCAACAGCAACAGAUGCUGAGCUUACGGGCAACAAAUCAGCCAUCGCUGCUCAAUGCCAAUCCUAUGCUUCAGCGGGCCUUACUCAUGCAGCAGAUGCAAGGAAACCUGCGUGGAUUUAACAUGACAGCGCCAGCACUGCAGCAGUUCUUCCCUCAGGCUACACGACAUUCCCUCCUGGGACCACCACCUGUGGGGGUCUCCUUAAAGCCAACUCGACUGGGCUUCCCCAGCCUUCCCUUCCAGCGGCAGAACCGGACCUUUCGCAAGGACUUCCAGAGGGUCCCUGACAGGAAGCGGGAACUGGAUCCUGGUUCUUCGUCCCAGACACAAGGUGAUGAGAAAAUGGAAAUCCCAGAGGGAAUGCAAGCAGGGUCAGAGCAGAACAAUUCCUCACCAUCCACAGAGCCAAGAACUCCAACAGAGUCUGUGUUGAACACUGAGCCUGCAGCAAAAAGACUGAAGAGUGUGACCGAGGAGUCUGCGUUGGAGGAUGCCACAGACAGCAAGAAAGCAGGAAUCUCGAGCGCCCAUGUCCAAGCUGAUGGUGCAGACAGUGCAAAGGAGUACACAGCCGAAGAACUCUCUAGAGAGAGGAAAUUCUCCGAGGAACCGAAGGCUCCUGAGGUGUUGAGCUCUGGAGGUUCACUGAAGGUGACUAUUCAGCAGAGCAGUGAGAGCAGAGCUAUCAGUACAACAGCUCUGAAACCAGGGCACUGGGCCUGUGAGGUGGGCACAGCUGAUCCCAACCCCGAAUCGGUCCUUAAAUUCUACUGUUACAUCUGCAAGACCAACUGCUGCAGUCAGCAGAAUUUCCAGUCCCACAUGGCUGGAAUUCAGCACCAGCAGCGACUUGGGGAGAUUCAGCAUAUGAGCAAUGUUUGUUUUGUUUCACUACUGCCCAUGGUGAAGCAGCAGAAGGUGCUAGCAGAAAAAGAUGGAGAGAGCCAGCAGCGGUGGUGUAACACGUGCCAGGUGCACUUCACAGGGGAUCUCAUCAAACAUCGCAGGACCCAGGAACACAAGCUGGCCAAACGCUCGCUUCGUCCUUUCUGCACUGUCUGCAGCCGCCACUUCAAGACCCCUCGCAAGUUCGUGGAGCACAUGAAGUCCCCUGAGCACAAACAGAAAGCCAAAGAGGUGAGGCUGGGAGAGAAGGAGUUGGGCAGCCCAGAAGAUUCAGAGGAGUUGAUCACUGUGGAUGCUGUUGGCUGUUUUGAAGAUGAUGAUGAGGAAGAGGAGGAGGAGGAAGGGGGAGCUGGUGAGGAGGAAGACCCUGAUGUAGUACUGAUGGAGAAUGAGGAUGCUGCUGCCAAGCAGACUGGGCUGAAGGAAGUGUCUUUGGAGGAUUACGAAGGAAGUGAGAAGUAUUGUCCAGACACAGCCUAUGGCCUGGAUUUUCUGGUCCCCGUCGCAGGUUACCUCUGCAGGCUGUGUCACAAAUUCUACCAUAGCGACUCCGCUGCCCGGCUCGCACACUGCAAGUCCCUGAUGCAUUUUGAGAACUUUCAGAGAUACAAGGCAGCGAGGCAUCGUGCCACAACUGCCUACCCCGAGGCUCCUUUGCAUUCCCAGGGCUCCAGCUCCCAAUUGCUGGAUGAUCCAAAACAGCCUCUUGCUACAACAGCACAUACCAGCAAGAAGAUGAAUGAUGAUCGUGGGAUAGACAAGGAGGGUACAGAGCUGUCAGCUCUGCAAGAACAAACUCCAAGGUCUCUGGAGGAAGAAGAAAAUCUACAGGAAGAGAGCAAGUCCACUGCCACUAGUGCUGCCUGCGUGUUCCCCGAGGAGAGCCGCGCCACAGGGGAGCUGUUGGGACACGAGGAGGAAGCCAACGCAGCCAGGCAAAGGGAAGGCACAGAUGACCACCAGGAUCCAGGGAGUGGAGGAGGGUUAGGACAGAAUGAGGCAGCAGAUGCAGGCCAGGAGGCAGAGCCUUCCUCCCUCGCCAAAGGUGAGACAGCCGGUCUCACCUCUGGGUGCAGACGCUCUUCUAGGCGCAAACCCAGAUAGAGUGGCCUUAAAGGAGAGCCCUUUACAUAUGAUAUUUGCUGGAAAUGUUUAUUUUCUGAGUCUUUUAAUAGAGCAAAACCUUCAACUUUACUGCUGUUUUUAUUUUAAGAAUAAAUAAGCCUGGCUUUAGCGUGUCUAAUACAGGAUGGUGUUGGUUAUUACUUGUACAGUUGGGAUACAGCAAUUAUGUGGAAAGACUGAGGCUUGGACUGUUGAACCUGAAAGAAGAUGGUAAUGUGAUUUCCACAGGGGACAAAGUUCAUGGAGUAGAUGGAUGCAGACUUAAGAAUUCUUUGUAGUCCCUCUCAUUUCCUUUCCAGGCAGAGAAAUUUCUCUCUUGGGAGGCUGUAUGCUCAGUUUUGCUUCUCAGAACAGUUUCCUUUCUAAGACACACACUCUUGGACAAGCACUGUGUCCUAAGCUAGGCAACAAUGUGCACCUUGGUCCUUUGUUAGUACUACAAGGCCUAAUCUAGUCUGUUCUCAUAGUGGAGACUCUCAGGAACAUAUUUUGUUUCAAACUGAUUUUAAUAAAACAAUUUCUUAUAAAUAA
Manacus vitellinus (golden-collared manakin) is the source of this 2854-nucleotide messenger RNA. It is a transcript of the gene CIZ1, whose product is annotated as CDKN1A interacting zinc finger protein 1. Lineage: Eukaryota; Metazoa; Chordata; Aves; Passeriformes; Pipridae. Gene Ontology annotation, cellular component: nucleus. Bases 305 to 2302 code for a protein of 665 amino acids. Gene Ontology annotation, molecular function: nucleic acid binding; zinc ion binding. The record is from RefSeq and is a predicted model, not a curated record. The transcript has 15 exons.